AUGCAAUUCUCGAGAAACUCGAUCCUUAGGCAACUAAGCAGAAAAGAAGGUUGGAGGUCGGCUUCCAGAAGGUGGACUUCCGGUGAUAGCUCAACGGCCUUCGCCGACGAUACAAACGGUGGUUGUGGCGGGGGAGGUUACUCUUCAAUGGAGGGUCUUUACGGGGUUUACUCCGGCGGUGAAACGGCAGAAAGAAGUAAAAGAGUGAUGGUUGUGGUGGAUGAGACUUCAAGCUCGAAGCAUGCUAUGAUGUGGGCUUUGACUCAUUUGACUAAUAAAGGAGAUUUGAUGACUCUUCUUCAUGUUGUGUCUCCUCAUGAUGAAGCUUCUCCUUCUUUGGUUCAGUCAUUUGGUUCCCUCUGCAAAGCUUGUAAACCCGAGGUUGAUGUGGAGGCGUUGGUGAUUCAAGGACCAAAGUUAGCAACAAUACUAAGCCAAGUAAAGAAACUUGAAGUCUCAGUUCUUGUCUUGGGUCAGAAAAACUCUGCACCAUUCAUCUCCUGCUUAUGUGGACCUAGCAGAUCAGAGGAGCUCGUGAAUCGGUGUAUCAACGGUGCAGAUUGCUUGACGAUUGGUGUGAGGAAACAAUGCAAAGGUGUUAGUGGCUACUUGAUCAACACAAGGUGGCAGAAAAACUUCUGGCUCUUGGCUUAA
Molecule: messenger RNA, 654 nt
Organism: Microthlaspi erraticum
Lineage: Eukaryota; Viridiplantae; Streptophyta; Magnoliopsida; Brassicales; Brassicaceae
Source: the annotation of a GenBank genome assembly